UCAAAGAGAACAGUUUUAUUACAGGGAGGAGACAUUGGCCUGGAAAGGCCAAAAAAAUAUAUCCUCUCUCACACCAGAUCCAACCCCUGCACCUAUCAAAUUUGAAGAACUUUUGACACCAACCACUUUUUACUGCCAAGUUUUCAUUUUUUUCUUUGUGGGUCUUUCUGAAUAUCUUUGCAUAUUCAAUUCCAAGUUCACUUUUCACCCCAUUGUCGUUUUUCGAGGAGCCAGCGGGUAUUUUUCAAGCCUUCCACUCUCUGAUAAGCUCAGACCCUUCUUCGCAUGGUUUUGUUGGGGUUAUUUAGGUUGUAUCACAAACGAGACCACAGCUUUCCUCCUCCAUAACUCUUGAUUGCUUUCCAUCCGUUAAUUUCCCAUUGAUAGAUCACCAGAAUCAAGAGAAUCAAAAGAACAGCAGAAUGAGGGAAGUGCAGGUUGGUUCACACACUUUAAGAUCCCAUGGCGUUGCUGUUGCGAGGAUACACUUGCACGAUUGGUUUAUAUUUCUUCUUCUUGUGCUUAUUGAGGUCAUCCUAUAUUUGACCCAUCCAUUUUAUCGCUAUGUCGGAAAGGACAUGAUGAGUGAUCUCAAAUAUCCUUUCAAAGAUAAUACUGUUCCUGUCUGGGCUGUACCCCUGUAUGCAAUGCUGUUACCAAUAGCAGUUUUUCUAUUCGUGUAUUGGCGUAGAAGGGAUAUUUACGAUCUUCAUCAUGCCAUACUAGGUCUCUUUUACUCUGUCUUAAUAACAGCAGUCAUUACCGAUGCAAUAAAAAAUGCAGUGGGGCGGCCUCGACCGAACUUCUUUUGGCGUUGUUUUCCUGAUGGGAAAGAUGUGUAUGAUAAAUUAGGGAAUGUUAUAUGUCAUGGUGAUGCGGAUGUUAUCAAGGAAGGGCAUAAGAGCUUUCCGAGUGGGCAUACUUCAUGGUCUUUCGCUGGUCUCGGCUUCCUGUCAUUGUACUUAUCAGGAAAAAUAAAAGUAUUCGAUCAGCGAGGUCACAUUGCAAAACUCUGCAUUGUUUUUCUUCCCCUGCUUUUUGCAGCUCUCGUUGGCGUUUCUCGAGUGGAUGAUUACUGGCACCAUUGGCAGGAUGUGUUCGCUGGAGGUCUGCUCGGGCUUGUAAUAUCUACCUUCUGCUACUUGCAAUUCUUUCCACCUCCAUACCACUCUCAAGGAUGGGGACCAUAUGCAUAUUUUAGAGUGUUGGAGACACUUGCCAAUCCUCCCCCGCCGUCGAAUGCCAUAAUUGUUGUGCAGAAUGAACAGGACGUCGAAAGGCAGGCUGAGAACGGGGCAGAUGACCAAAGCAACGAUAGAUUUUUAGGAUUGUCAAUUGACUCCAAUUCUCGUUCAACAAUGCAGGAGACUGAAACUGAGAGGAAAUAAGUGGUUGCAUAUAAUGUUUGUUUAGAGGCUUGAAAGUACUUUGCUGCACCUUCCAUGGCACAGCAUUGGUUGUAUUUGUGUGGUUGGAAGCUAAUAAUUAUAUAUCAUACAACUUUUGUA
Molecule: messenger RNA, 1508 nt
Organism: Cucumis melo (muskmelon)
Lineage: Eukaryota; Viridiplantae; Streptophyta; Magnoliopsida; Cucurbitales; Cucurbitaceae
Product: putative lipid phosphate phosphatase 3, chloroplastic
Exons: 9
Coding region: 423-1388 (321 amino acids)
Biological process (GO): phospholipid metabolic process
Molecular function (GO): phosphatidate phosphatase activity
Source: RefSeq, a predicted model, not a curated record